Molecule: messenger RNA, 463 nt
Organism: Spea bombifrons (plains spadefoot toad)
Lineage: Eukaryota; Metazoa; Chordata; Amphibia; Anura; Pelobatidae
Product: chymotrypsin inhibitor-like
Exons: 3
Coding region: 7-288 (93 amino acids)
Source: RefSeq, a predicted model, not a curated record
UCUACGAUGUCUAAACCAACCAAGCGGGUGGCUCUGGCGCUGGUUUGCUGCCUUCUUCUGUUAAAUCAGUUUGAUUUCUCAUUUGGGGAAACAUGCGGUAACGGAACGUUCAGUGACUGUGCCUCAGCGUGUCCUGGCGGAUGCAGCAGUCAAUUGCGACGAACAACCGGCAAAUUUCGGGUUAAACCAGAGGUUCUCUGCAUGGACGUCUGUAGAGUUGGCUGCGUCUGUUCUUCUGGCUAUGUUCUUAAGGAUCCUUCGCGUUGCGUCUUACCACAAGAUUGCUAGAUGUCCUCCGCCUUUUAUAAUCAGAUCGGAAACCUCCGCCAGGAGGGUCAGUCUACGGGAUGGACGUCCAUCAGUGGAAGACAGACAUGGCCGACCAUCUCCAACGUUGACCCCUUUAACACCCUGUAUCAAACAGAUUUCAGAUCAAUAAAACAAUUACUGAAAUAAGAGUAAA